AUGCUUCGAAAAUCAGAAGAAAAAUAUUUGGAGGUCGAUAAGCCUGCAAGCAUUUUGCGGGAAACGUUAAAAGAGAUGGAGGAAAUAGACUCAACUGGGAUCCUAAAAUGUGUUGAUCAACAUAUGGUUGAUACAUAUAAUGCAAUAAGCCGUGCAGCUAAAUUAGGCGCUUAUCGAUUAUUGCAUUUUGAAGAAAUGCCACAACAAUGGCAAGAGAAUCCUUUAGUGUGCUCAGUUAUGUAUCAUGUGUUUAUUCAUUGUGCACAUAUACCAGUAAUGAAAUGUGCAGCAACCUUCGAUUAUAUUGGCAUUUCACUUCUCAUCACCGCCUCAAUCCUCAUCACGGAAUACUAUAGCUUCUACUGUUCUCCACUUGUGUGUUGUUUCUACAUGAUCUUCACUUCAUUAGCCGGCCUUGUACCAAUAAUGUGCUCUAUAUUAUUCAAAUGGUGGGAUACGAAGCCAUAUCGUCUAUAUCGAGUUGGUAUGUUCGUAAUGUUGGGUUCAUCCGGAAUAUUCCCAUUAACCCAUCUCAUACACUUACACGGUGUGGUUCAUACGUGGCACUUUGUGAGUCCGAUCAUAUCAAGCAUCGCUGCCUAUCUGACUGGCGUCUGGAUAUACGCUAAUCGAUUUCCAGAGCGAAAAUGGCCGGGCAAAUUGGAUCGAUUCGGAAUUCAUAGUCAUUCGGUGUGGCAUGUGUUUGUGUGCAUUGCUCAUAAGUACUAUUCGACAACGACCUCUCCUCCCGACUUGCAAAAGAUAAAACCAUUAAAUGGAAUACGUGUAUUAGAAUUAGGACAGAUGAUUGCAGGUCCAUUUUGUGCUUCUAUAUUAGGAUAUUAUGGUGCAGAAGUGAUAAAAAUAGAACCACCAAAAUCCGGUGAUCCAUUGCGUAUUUGGCGGCACUUGGAUAAGGAUGGCUGCAGUCCUUGGUUCCGAUCACUUGGCCGAAACAAAAAGUCGUGUGAGAUUAAUUUACGUGCUGAUGAAGGUCGAAAAUUGAUACGACAGCUGGCUGAUAGAUCGGAUGUUUUGAUAGAGAAUUUUAAACCGG
Molecule: messenger RNA, 1057 nt
Organism: Ambispora leptoticha
Lineage: Eukaryota; Fungi; Glomeromycota; Glomeromycetes; Archaeosporales; Ambisporaceae
Source: the annotation of a GenBank genome assembly